This is a messenger RNA of Theobroma cacao (cacao), 2550 nucleotides long. The record is from RefSeq and is a predicted model, not a curated record. NCBI's taxonomy places the organism in Eukaryota, Viridiplantae, Streptophyta, Magnoliopsida, Malvales, Malvaceae.
AUGGAUCCAAAGGACGAAGAGCUCACUGCAUUUCGAAUUCCUAAAGGAAUAUACUGUUACAAAGUUAUGCCUUUUGGGUUAAAGAAUGCAGGCGCCAUUUAUAAAAGGGCAAUGCAAAAGAUUUUCGAUGAUGUGCUACAUAGGAAUGUUGAAUGCUAUGUGGAUGAUUUGGUGGUUAAAUCCAAAAAGAGGGUUGAUCAUCUUGAAGAUCUUUGCCAAGUAUUCGAGAGAUUGCGUCGAUAUCAAUUGAGGAUGAAUCCUUUAAAGUGUGCUUUUGGAGUAUCUUCGGGAAAAUUUUUAGGAUUCAUAGUGCACCAUCGUGGGAUUGAAAUUGAUCAAUCAAAAAUAGAUGCAAUCAUGAAAAUGCCUGAGCCAAGCAAUCUCCACGAACUUAAAAGUUUGCAAGGAAGAUUGGCUUAUAUUCGACGCUUCAUAUCAAACUUGGCUGGUAGAUGUCAACCAUUCAGUCGAUUGAUGAAAAAGGAUACGCCUUUUAUUUGGGAUGAGUCUUGUAGUAAUGCUUUUAAAAGCAUAGAGUCUUAUCUACUAAGGCCUCUAAUUUUAAGGGCUCCUACACCAGGACGUCCAUUAAUCCUCUAUGUUGCGGCACAAAAACGCUCUUUAGGAGCACUAUUGGCACCACAAAAUGAUGAAGGAAAGGAAAAUGCACUUUACUACCUUAGUAGAACUCUUAAUGGUGCAGAAUUAAAUUAUUCUCCCAUUGAGAAGACAUGCUUGGCAUUAAUUUUUACCAUAAAGAAAUUAAGGCACUAUUUGCAAGCUCAUUCUGUGCACUUAAUUUCACGAGCAAAUCCCCUCAAGUAUCUUAUGUCAAAAUCAAUGCUAAGUGGGAGAUUGGCAAAAUGGGCUCUUUUGUUACAAGAGUUCGACAUCACAUACAUCCCUCAAAAAGCUGUCAAGGGACAAGCACUUGCAGAUUUUCUUGCAAACCAUCCAAUUCCAGAUGAUUGGAAAUUUUUUGAAGAUCUCCCAGAUGAAGAUGUUCUUUGCAUUGAAAUCCCUAGGCCAUGGAAGCUAUACUUUAAUGGAGCAGCUCGACAAGAUGGGGUAGGUGCAGGAGUCAUUUUUAUCACCCCAGAAGGAGAAGUAUUGCCUUACGCAUUUACUCUCAUCAAAAAUUGUUCCAAUAAUGUGGCAGAAUACCAAGCCUUGAUCAUAGGUUUGGAGAUGGCAGUGGAUAUGCAAAUCACUCAACUUAAGUGGUUUGACAAAACUAGCAUAGAACAUGUGCCUAGAAAAGAAAAUAGGCAAGCAGAUUAUUUGGCUAAUUUAGCGUCAGCAAUUGCCUCACCAAAUACAGAAUUAAAAGUGCAUCUUUGCAAGCGAUGGAUCAUACCACCAAUCACUCUAAGUGAAGAAGUCGACGUAGAGUCUAAUGUCGUCUCAGUCCUUGAAGUGGGAAAAGAAGAUUGGCGACAACCGUUGAGUGACUAUCUAGAGCAUGGCAAGCUUCCUAAUGAUCCAAGACAUAAAACAGAGAUAAAAAGUCGAGCUCCUCGAUUUAUUUAUUUCAAAGAUACACUAUAUUGUCGUUCCUUUGACAGAGUUUUUCUUCGUUAUUUAGGAGAUGAAGAAGCAUACAAGGCUUUACAAAAAGCUCACUCAGGAAUUUGUGGGGCGCAUCAAUCUAGAGCCAAGUUGCACUUCCAAAUCAAAAGAAUGGGGUACUAUUGGCCAACAACGGUGAAGGAUAGCAUGGACUAUGUUAAAAGAUGUCAAGCAUGUCAAUUUCAUGCCAAUUUCAUUCAUCAGCCCCCUGAGCCACUCCACCCAACAGUUACAUCAUGGCCAUUUGAUGCUUGGGGACUCGACUUGGUUGGACCAUUACCUAAGAGUUCCACAGGGCAUCUCUACAUACUCGCAGCCACAGAAUACUUUUCAAAGUGGGCGGAAGCAGCCUCUUAUCGAGAAGUAAAGAAAGAAACUGUUGCUACCUUCAUUAGAACAAAUAUCAUUUAUCGUUAUGGCGUGCCACGAUGCAUCAUAAUAGAUAAUGGAAAACAAUUCAUAAUGGAGAAGUUAUGUGCACAAUUUAACUUCAAUCAAUAUAAUUCUUCUAUGUACCACGCACCAGCAAAUGGGUUAGCAGAAGCUUUUAAUAAGACUUUUUGCAAUCGUCUCAAGAAAGUUGCUAAUCGGGCAAAGAAAGAUUGGCCAGAGAAAAUAGGGGAAGCUUUAUGGGCUUAUUGUACGACAUUUCGUACACCUACUCAAGCAACUCCAUAUUCGCUUGUUUAUGGUGUGGAAGUUGUCCUCCCAUUAGAGCGUCAAAUUCCAUCAUUGAGAAUUGCCAUUCAAGAAGGUCUUUCAAAUGAAGAUAAUGUUCGCCUACGCCUUGAAGAACUUGAAGCAUUGGAUGAGAAAAGGUUGGAAGCACAACAACGCUUAGAAUGUUAUCAAGCUCGAUUGUCUAAAGCUUUCAACAAGAAAGUUAAACCACGAUCGUUCCAAGUGGGAGACUUAGUUCUUGCAGUGCGAAGACCCAUAAACACUACACAUCGUAUGAGUAAUAAAUUUCUCUCAAAAUAG